ACAGAACAGAAUACCUUAACUCACAGGACAGAAUAUCUCAACACACAGGACAGAAUAUCUCAACUCACAGGACAGAAUAUCUCAACUCACAGGACAGAAUAUCUCAACUCACAGGACAGAAUAUCUCAACUCACAGGACAGAAUAUAUCAACUAACAGAACAGAAUACCUCAACUCACAGGACAGAAUAUCUUAA
Molecule: messenger RNA, 195 nt
Organism: Lottia gigantea (owl limpet)
Lineage: Eukaryota; Metazoa; Mollusca; Gastropoda; Lottiidae
Exons: 1
Source: RefSeq, a predicted model, not a curated record